This is a messenger RNA of Entrophospora sp. SA101, 339 nucleotides long. Lineage: Eukaryota; Fungi; Glomeromycota; Glomeromycetes; Entrophosporales; Entrophosporaceae. The record is from the annotation of a GenBank genome assembly.
AUGAAAAAACAACUUUAUGAACAAUCAUCACAGUUUCGUAACUGGUGUUUUUCCAAAUCUAAACUUCAAGAAACACGCGAAAAAAAUCAUGCGUCAUCUGUCGAAAAAGAAUUAAGAAAACAAGCAUUGGAGACUACAAAUUUAGAGCAGGAGAGAGUCAAUUCACCCAGUUUAUCACCACCAUCAGAAACUGAUUUUUUAACAUUGGAAGAUGAAAUUGCUUUAUACAAAUGUUGUUAUACAACUUCUGGUGGUCUUCCAGAUUUACAAUUUCGCCAAGAAUAUUUCGAUUUAAAAAACCAAUGCAAGUUUCUAUUGAAUUUCGCCAUAACAAAAUAA